CAGUAGGUUAGGAAAUCUAAUGCUCAUGUAGUGUUAGUGCAAGAAAAGAAAAUGAAGGCUGCCUUAAUCUAGUUGUUUUUUUUCGUCUUAAUUAAUACAUGCUUGUGAAAACUCAGGAAUGGAUGAACAGCUAGGAAAAUGUAAACUGGUCUUUCUAAUCGACUCGAGCCUUGCAAACUGUCAACAAGGAUGUCGGCACCUCUAUGAAAUUGUGGCCACCACUUUAAGAAUUAUUUCUUUUUUUGAAACAAGUAUCUCUAAACAGAGAGAUGACAGAUUACAAGAUGAGGGGAAAUUUUCAAAGACAAAUCUGCAUUCAGCUCAUGUCAGCUGGGGUUACAAGUUAUUCAAUACAACUGCCACCCUGCCUCGAAAAACGGCAAGCGUUUCAAACCCUGAUUUUCAAAGUCGUAAAUAUAAACAUGUGGAAGAUUUCGUGACAAAAUUACAAGGUGCCUUUGAUGAUGUAAUCAAGGAUUUUUCAAAAAGGAGAAGUUUGUCAAAACCUGCUGAACUUUUGUCUGUCGCUCUUACUGAGAUCUUGCAUGAUUUCUCUUGGGACUCCUUAGACUUGGUCAGUACUAAAGUGACAGUGUCAUCAACUUCAAGAACAAGAAGGAAAUCUUCCCAAUCAUUUGCAGAGGAUGUGUUCCAUUGUGGGGUGGUUGAAAAUGCUGUUUUUAUCUUAUCAAAGGCACCAAGGAACAAGAAAUCAUUUAGAUGGUUCUCAAACAAGAUGGUCAUUGAUUCUGAUGUGUUUAUUGAUUCAUUCAUGUCACCAGCUUUGCAACAAGCGUACAAAAAUAAAACAAUUUCACUUUCCUGGAUUGAUGUUGGAUCCCCUCAGUGCGGAAUGGGCAUGGAUAUUCCUCAAGGCGUACCAACUCAAGAUAGUGUUUUAAUCUUGAGAGAUGCAAUGAGAAAGCUUGGAGGCUUCUUGUCUCAGCAGAGUUUUUUCAUGCAAGAUAGUCCCCCAGAGGUUUCCAGGCACAACUGUUGGGAUGCGACAGGCUUGGGCCAUGCCCUAUCAGUACAGGCACACUUGUCGUCUCUGACUGCUAGGUCUCGUCAAAGAAGCACAGAGUUGAAAGAAAUAUUUAUUGACGUCCAUGGAUGUACAGCGACAUACAGCAUCAUGCCUGUUUCUCAUAGGACUUUGCAAGGCAGUGCUCCUCGAGACCCCAGUCUAAAUGACAGUAUCCGCCGUCUCGACCAGCUGACAGUACUAGGUUGUCUUCCCAAGUCUUAUUGUGACAGAAACCUGGUUUCCAAUCUCUGCCCGACUCACAUUGUUUACAGUAAAACACCAGAGAAACUGUCCACAUUGAUCAAAGAGCUGUUUCUCAGUCGGUCUUGUGCAAUUCUGCGUACACAAACUUCGUGCCUGGCUAUAUUGAGUCCUUGCACGUCUAAUAUAGCCUCCUUGUCCCUUGUGGGCACGCAGUAUCUUGUGAAAACAAAAUUGACCCCUAUAUUGAGAUUAAAUGAAUCCUUCCAACACCAAGCCAGCAACACCACUGCAGGCAAGUCGGCACCAGUGAAGGAUGAGCAUUUCUUUAGAGCUUGCAGUUUGAAUUCCUGGUAUGUUCCAGGGAGCGCUGCCCAAUUAAGACACACUGUCGACAAAAUCAGUGAGAGACUGGAUGGUCAUGAUCAGCCCUGCUCUCAAAAAUCAGUUUUGAAGGAUCUGCGAAAAUUUUAUGCUAGAGAAAAGCAGCCGCCUGAACUUGUUCACAACCCAGCACCUGCAGCGACCAGUACACCGCUUUUCGGACCCACUUCCGCCAGACCAAGCCAUUCUGGAGGGUCCGACUCAACCUCUCAGUCACGCAGCAGAUUGUCAAGGCUCACCCGUGGACGUUUGAUGGUGGAUCGAGCAAAGAGCGCCAGUCUACUGAUGGCUGAUGAUUUAGAUAGCAGCUUAAGCUCAAAGGCAGAGAGCCCUGACCGGAGAGCAAGUAGUUCAUUUGGAGGCUCCUGCGGGUUGCUAGAAUUAAAUCUCAAAACGGAAGAGGACCUGUCCCAGUACUUGCGGAAACAGUAUGACCAGGUGGUAAAUGCAGGCAUUGCCAUGGAGACCACGGUACAAACAAUGGUGACGUUGACUUCUCGUCUCAUGGCAGACUUGCAGCACAGCAAUCCACAGAAAUCAGCUGUUGCUUUCAUACGGGAGCAUCUUCUUUUGACAUCGUUCAAGUUAAAAGAGAAGUACAGUUGCAAAGCUACAGAUGAGGCAUUGACGGGCAAGCUCUCUGAGUACAAGCUUCAGAUCUUGCUGUUGUUAGAGCUUGAAUCUUUGCUGCUGGAGAACAGUGUUGCUGCUCAGGAAGAACUCACUUCAGAGCUUGUCUCCAUGCUGCGAGUCGUGUCUUUUUCAAUAGGACCUGCUGGUCUUCAGGAGUUCUUAAAGGAUAAUGUUCUCGCAAAUUAUCAUACCAAUCUAGCCAAGGUGUUGGUGGAUGUCUAUGAUGAGUUGAUGCUCCCGUUGCCGUCUAUCCUGGAGAAGUUUGCCUCGCCGAGUGCCCCAAGCAGUGUGUGGGGAGCUGUUCCUUCAGUAGGCGAGGACAGCAUGUUGAGUGGACCUGGUUCCUCACAGCCACGAUCCAAUAUGUCUGACCAGGCUUUGAGGAGUCGGUCGGGCAAAUUGAAAGCACACCCAAGUUUUUCAGAUUUUGGACAAAAGAGGCAAAUUCUUGUAAAGCCAAAAGUAGCACCCAAAACAUCAAAGUCUGAAAAGAAAAAAGGCUCAAAGGAUGUCUCAAAAGCGAAGUCACGAGAAUCCAAGAGGAGACCAGGCGUUGACCACGAUCGUGCCAAAAAGAAUCUGUUCUCGGACACUCCACAACAGUCAAAAUUGAAGAGCAGAUCAAGAUCAAGACACAGAAAACACACUUCAUCUUCAGGCCAGAGUAGAUUGUUGGUUCCAGGAACACCUGCUCACAAGCAGACAUCGAGCAGGAUUCGGGCUCAACAGGAGCGUAGACGACAGAAACACAAUGUGAAAACUGAUGUGGUUGUUGUAGCGGAAUCACCUGUUAAAGAUGAUGGAAAGCCAGUGAGUCAAAUGGAUAAACCUGCUCAGUAUCUAGUGAGGGAAGCAUUCUACUCUUCAAGCUCCCAACCUUCUCGCAACCUUGCCAAGUCUUUGGAGCUUGCUCAGAGCUCGUCUCAUGCCAAUGUCUCUUCACAUUCCUACCUCAGGAGCAGCCAAAGAGCUCAAGGUAGCCUUGCCAGUGCAGUUCGGGGUGAAUCCCCCCUGUUGUCUCCUGGUGGCCGACUGAUGAAAUCACUGAUGGCGUCUCCAUCACCAGACCGCAAAGCAAAGCACACGUACCGGAGCCCCUCAACUCCAGUACGCCGCUCACCCAGAAAAUCAGUGAAAAAACUUGACUUCAAGGACUGCGCAGGGGACGUCAGGAGGACCCCUGGGGCUUCCUCAUCCUCUUUAGACGCUCAUUUAAUUUUUGAUGGUGAAAACGCCACAGACAGUAACCUCUUUAAAAGUCCUGAGAAGCGGAAGUACGUACCACAGUCUCCUUUUAGAACACCUGAAAAGUCUAAAUCGCCGUUUAGUCACGUGUCCAUGGGUGCAGCGUCUUGCCCUCCUGCGCAGUCCACUCCUCCUAAGAGACCCAGGCAAAAUUUGCUUUCUCAGGAGCUUAACUUUAAAAAUGUUUUGUCUGCUCAGAAUGGUAAUGGAGGCACACCGUUAACUGCUUGUGACCCAGCCCAUUCAACUGGUAGUGAGACCCCAAAAAGAAAAUCCCACAGUUCAAGACUCUCAGGUGGAGAUCCAAAUGUGAGUGCAGAGUCUCCUACUAAGGCUGUUUUGUUGUCUUCGCCUGACUGGGCUUCUAGAUUUGGCUCUAAUAUGGUUCUGCGUAGUCCGGCAAAACGAUUGCAGCUGAUGUCUGAUUCUGCCAAAGGAGUCAUACACCACUGCUCAGAAGGUGAGAGUCCGAGGAGAUUGUCAAAUCCUUCUGAAAAGAUUAGAGGUUCCCAUGGAUCAUCACCGAGGAAGGAAAGAAGAGUUCUUCAUUCGAAAGACCGCAGUUUCGUAGGGGAAGUAGAUGACCCUCACAUUCCUACUUCAACCCCAGAGAAAUUGUCUAAGUUGCAGACAAGACACUUAUCCACUCCAAGCAAAGUGAAAUUCUCUAACCGUGGGUUUAUAUCUCCUCCCACUGGCAGUGGUUAUCCACCCUCUGCUGAAAAGUCCACACCAGGGAAAUCCAUUUUAAAAUCUCCUGGAUUGAAGCUGAAACAAGGGAGGAGGGUAGAGCUUGUCUCUUUGGGCUCAUCCAGUUCUGGAAAACAUAGCAACUUCAUGGAAAAAUUGAAUGCAUCAACUGUUGACAGCUCUAUACUUGGGAACUCGGUUCAGAAGAGCAUCACUCAAGACAAUGUUGCCAAUACCACAGAUCAUGGUGUGUCUUCAACACAUUUGUCUGCUAGCUCUCAGAGUUUUGAUGUCGCUUCGUCAAAGAGUUCGCGUAGUCUCAGCAAGUCAACACUGCGCAGGCAGUCUUCAUCUGAUGACGACAGUUCAGACCUUUUCAAUACUAGUGCUCAGGAAAGUGCCACCAUCAAAAUUAGGACGCCUUCACCAGCGUCCAAGACAAAAACUCCUGACUCCAUCAACAAAUGGAUGAGGAGGAAAAGGCUUUCAGGUUCAAAACAUAGCUCAAGUUCUUCCUCUGGCCCUAGCUCUUCACAGUCUUCAUCAUCUAGUACCGAGGAAAAAGUCAAGUCUUCGAACAAAGGCAACAUUGAACAAAAGUCUGUCCCAGAGCUUACAGAACCACAGUCACGAAAAAGGAAUCGUCCACAACUUGAGAACGAAAUAGUCUCAGAGUCACCAAGAAAAAGAGUCAGGAGGAUUUUGAAUCCUAAAGAUGAAGAGAACUCCAAAGAAAAUGCUUUUGUUGAAAGAAAGGGCACUAGUGAUUUUGAUCCCCUUUUCAAAGUAGACAUUAUUUCAAAUGAUGGAGAUAAUGAUGUAUUCCCAGUGGGUAAACAGAUGGCUAGUGAUGUGUCUUUGAGUCGUCAACCGUCUCUGAUUUCAAAGCCGAGUGCAGACACAGCGCUUUCAUUUUUUCACCAGCCUCUGUACUCCCCUAUUGGCACUUCCUCCUGCGAGUGGUAUGAAGGGGGCAGUCAAGGUUUUCCUGUUUCUCACACAGAGACAGAUAAGAAGAAAGCAGACAGUUGCGCUGACAAAGAAGUCUCCAAAGACAUACAUGAAGGUGGGGAAAAUGUUGCUGGCCCUAGUGGAAGGAGUCCAGGGUCAGUGACUGAGUCAGUGGUGUGUGAUAAAGCAUCUCAACAAAUGCCAAAAAAAGCUUCUGGUCAUUCAAACUCCAGUGGUUCGCCAAUCCGUUCCUCUUUCAGCACAUCUCCCUCUGACAAAAAACAGUACUCCCCAUCUUUGUCUGCCUCUGGCCUGCUGCAUCUGAUUAAAUCUCCUCUUCUCUCAGACAGGGAAGUCAGAUCAAAACAAGUUAACACCCGUGCAAAGUCAAGAAAACACUUGGAUUUAAACUGAUUUCUCCUUCUAAAUCAUGAGCUGAUUCUUGGAAUCAUUAGGCUUGGGUUCAGUGACUUGGGUGCAAACUUCUUUAGUUCUGAAGUGCUUGAUAUUGAAAUUGUGUUUUGUGUUAAUAAUUUAAAUGCAUUUAUCAUUGUAAUUUUAAGCAUCCCAAAGAGGGUUUAGUCUGCAUGAACAUUUUUGUUUUGCUGUCUUUGACAGUGACAGGCAUAAAAAAAAGUUUCUUGUCAUGAUCUUGAAGUGAACAAUCAUUCUUAAAAUAAGAACAAUCCAUGAAGUAGGAGGCACUUUUUCAUGAAAGUCCAUGAGACUUUUAUUUAUUCAAAAAUGUUAAGCUUUAGGUUUCAUGAUUCAAGAGAUAAUGACAUUUAAUUUGGUAUAAUAGUCCAUCUUUACCAUUGAAAAUUUUGAAGGCUCACAUGAUUUAAAAAAAAGUAAACUGUAGCUGUUUUUGUUAUCGAUCCAGAAAAAGUAAACCGUAAAAAAGUGUUCAGAUAUUGUUAAACACCUGAGAAGAUUUUGAUCUCAUAAAUAUUUGGAUUAUUUUAUUUGUUUUCAUUACCUGGAUAUUAUAAGGGAGGAUAAAGAUUGAAAUGGAAGUUUUUUCUGGCAUAUAGUGAAUUUUGGAAUUGAACUUGUAAUAUCUUAAGAUGUAAACAUUUUCAAAAUACCUUCUGUGUGGAGUAGGUUUGGGAGUGCAUCUGAAGUUAUUCUGGAGAUGUUUGAAAACAGAACAAUUUCUUUAAAAUAGAGACACAUGAGCCUGGGGAUCCUGUUUUAGGAACUAUGUUUGUGACAGACACGUAUUCAUGGUUUAAUUAAAUGAUUAUGUUCUUUUUUUAAAGUGGUUCAUUGCUCUCAGAUUGAUUUCAGUUAAAAAGGCAGCAAAUUUUAGUGCGAUUUUGUUACAUUCAUUCCUGUGAUCAAUAAUUAUUGUAGCGUCAUGUCCAUUCUUUGUCAGUGUCACUUUGGAAAAAAGCUUUAACUAUUUCCUGAUUACAAUACCAGACCUGCCAAGUACUCAGAGGAGCCCUCUGAUUUUUUGUGUGCCUGAGGUGAGAAAGAACCUGGAUCGGAUUUCCUUCUAGAAUUUCAUUUCCAUCAGUCAUACUGUACACAACAUGUUGUAAAUAACAGGGGAAAAAAAUACAAAGGUUCAUUUGGGUUUAUCUGCUAUAUUUGUUGACUUAUUGUAAAUGACAUGUAUAUAUACACAUUUUUUUAAUGUGCAUUUAUAAUACACAUUUAAUUUGCCACGAUGGAUUUGUAAUUUAUUGUGAUUCUAUUAGGGUUGUGGAGAAAAUGAUUUUUUUCCUCAAUCUCCUGAUUUUCAGGGAGGAUUCGGAGGAAAAUACCUAUUUUUGGUCAUGGAGGGAUUUGGCAGGUCUGCAAUAUGUCUGUGUGGGUCAUCAUCACUAUUUCUCUCAUGCUAGUUUUUUUUUUUUUUUACCAUUAUGAAUAACUGCCAACUUUCCAUGAUCUUUCUUCCCUCUUUUCAGAAGGUUAAUAUUUAAUUGUAGAUGAAAGAGAGCUUAGACUUCAUUUGGUGUGCAGAGGUACAAUUUCAUAUUUCCAGAAAUUUUCAGGAACCUGAAGUGUUCCAGAUUUUUCUCUUUCUUGUAUGGCAGGCUGUGAUUAUAAUGCCCUCGUGUUUUAUUUCUUAUUUCGAUUUUGAUCAGUUCAGGUGGCUCAAGAAAUCCUACCAUGUUUAGGUGGCAUUCCUCUAUAUCUGUCCCUCACAGAAUUUUAUUUUUUCAAGGUCACGACACUUUUUGCUUUCUAAGUUGUCUAUACGUGUGGUCAAUGUAAGUUGUGAUCUAAGUGACUUUGGAAAGAUGAUGGCAGACAAGCAGUUUUAGAUUUUUAAUAAUUUAUUCCAAUGAUUUUAAUGUGUAUAGGUCGGUUAAGUCAAAUGCAAUAUAAAUAGCUAAAUUACAAAAAGCCAAUUUUAUAGGACUUUCUGAGUCUGUUACGUUUUAUGUAAUCGAUUUGAGAGCUGUUUGAUUUUGUUUAUUUUGGUUUGACUUUGAGGGAAAAUAUAUUUUCAAACUUGUUAAGCUGUAAAACUGCUUUCGAACUAGAGUAGAGUCGGGUGACUUUGCCAGUCUCAGUUAGCUCGCGACGAAAAAAGCCUACAACCCCUUUAUGCUCAACGUACAUGACCCCUGUUUCGUCUGCAACUUUUCGUAGCCAAUGAAAAUGCAGAUAGUCCACUGAUAAGUUUGCUUGCUAGUUGUACUUCAGCUGCUUCGUUUUUUUUUCAAGUGGAUGUGGUGAUGGGGAACUUUGCCACCCUAUUGGGGAAAUUCGCCAGUCCUUGAAGGGAAUUUCGCCAUACUGGGAGACCAUCUUAUUUCGUUCUAUAUAGAUUAUUAAACACAUGUAAAAACUGAUCUUUCGUUAAAGGGAAACCUGCAUUUGCAGCUGCAAUCACUUUGUAAACAAUUUUAUUUCUUUUCUUCCCAGCCCUCAUUCCAAAAGUAGAUGAACCAGAGACGUGGUCGGCAAGAGUUUUUCUGGGAACACUAAAUUCUCGGGCUGCCCCAGAGCAGCUUUAUCCAUCUUAAACAGCUUCAACAGCUUUCUCCCAAUCCCUUUAUAAAGUUUAAUUAUACUUGUUAUUGAUUCCCUUGCUUGUUUUCCCCCUAAUAAAAGUGGUAAAUGUAAGUAUAACAACAAAUAGAAGAUCAAUAGACCUGCGUGGCGAAGUUCCCUGACAAUCGAGACGAAUUUCUCCGACAAGGUGCAGAUCUGUACAAACACAAUUUUUUAACAGUAAAAGGGCACACAAUGUAUACAACCGACAAUAAAAUUCAGCAAAUAUAAUAUUUUAAUCAAUAAAGCAGUUUUAACACAAUUUGAGUAAAAAGUUAUGUACAGCAACGGCAGUAAGCAGUAGACACAGAAAGAUAAAAAUAGCGCAGGCACAGCAAUGAUAGGGCGAGAGAGGAGGAAAGGGAAGCUUAACGGGAAGACAUAUGCUUAAAACACCGCGAUUAUUCUUUGUCAUAACAUUUUUCUGAUUGGUUGAUCAAUUGACAAAGAAUUGUUUCUGGUCUCAAGUAACUUGACACUAAAACUCUUCCUUGGUGGGUAUAUCGGAUUAUUCCCUUUCUAAAUUGGUAGGGGGUACAGGUGGCGAAUUUCCCCUCCUGGCCAAGUUACCCGACUCGACUUUAACCUUUUAUUUUUUUGCGGCCAACCCAAUAAAGUGUACAAUUUCUUUGGAACAUGCUAUGUCCAAACCACUAAUUUUAGAACACUAAUGGCAUUACAACAUUCUCUUUAUAUAAUACUUUCAUUUUAAAAGCUUCUAUAAAUAUGUGUCUUGUGUCUGCUGUUUUCUUUUUUUCAGCUGUAUGCUUGUACUGUAAGUCUGCCGUUGUAUCAUAGUACAUGUUUUUGACGUGGUUUUAAAUGUUGUGUUAUUGUCAGUUCAUAGAUUUGUUGCAUCAUGUACCUGAAGACUUUAUUAGUGUGCCAUAUCAAUUUGUUAAACGUUAUCAUGAAUUUGUCAAGCAGUGAAAAUCAUUGCCGGUACCUAAUCCUAUCGCCAAUCUUUUAAAAGCAUUUUGUGUUGGUUUCAUCCUGUAUUUUGUCAGUUUUGUUAAAAUUUUACUGCUUCAACCCUUUUACUUUGGAUGUAUUUUUAGUGUAUGUACAGAAGUUAUGAAGAGAUAAAUGAUUUUAUCUCAAUAUUAAAUAUAUGUAUUUAUGAACAGCAGAGCCAGUUGUCCUUUUUCAUGUUUGUAUUAUUUUGUUUUGGGAUUGGAGAUAGGCCUAUAUGAAAUUUUUUUUUUUUUCAGUAUGCAUCAAAUGCCCUUAAGCAAAUAAACUUUUGCUCCCCUUUC
Molecule: messenger RNA, 9399 nt
Organism: Aplysia californica (California sea hare)
Lineage: Eukaryota; Metazoa; Mollusca; Gastropoda; Aplysiida; Aplysiidae
Product: treslin
Exons: 19
Coding region: 119-5545 (1808 amino acids)
Biological process (GO): DNA replication; mitotic DNA replication checkpoint signaling; response to ionizing radiation
Cellular component (GO): nucleus
Molecular function (GO): chromatin binding
Source: RefSeq, a predicted model, not a curated record